AUGGCAGCUCCAGAGCGCACCCUCGCAUUUAUCGGAUGUGGAAACAUGGGAGGUGCCAUUCUGCAUGGCAUUCUCGAUGCAGCAUUCCCGACUGAUGGGUCUAUUCCACAGCAGUCGCGUCCGGUUUCCAAUUUUAUCGCUUGCACAAAGAGCGUCCCUUCGGCAGAGCGGCUUCAGGGAUCACUCCGAGUAGCGCACCAGUCGCUGGUUAAGGUCACCUCUUCGCAAGAUGUGCCCAUCCAAUUAAUGAAAGAUGCCGAUAUCCUUGUCCUUGGCUUCAAGCCUUUCAUGGCCGAGGAUGUGCUCAGCGCGCAAGGAGUUCGUGAAGCGCUGGCGGGGAAAUUAGUGAUCAGUCUACUCGCAGGGCAAACACUGCAGAAUCUCGCGAGAAUCAUUCGAGGAGACAGCACAUUUGGCACAGUUGCAGAUCCGGUUCUUGUCAAGGUCAUUCCCAACAUGGGCGCCCAGUUUCGGCAGUCCAUGACCAUUAUUGAAACGCCUGAGGCCCCGAUCCCGCAGUACAUGACGGAGGUGGUUGAGUGGAUGUUUACUCAAGUUGGCAAGAUAAAGUACCUCCCGCAGAGCCAGAUGGAUCUUGGCUCGGUGCUGGUUGGUGCGGCAUUGGCGGCGAUGACUGUGCCCAUCGAAGGUAUCUUGGAUGGUUGUGUCGCCGAGGGACUCAAACGGCCAGACGCCACAGAAAUGGUCCUAUAUGGUCUACGUGGAUUAUCUGCAGCACUUGAAUCUGGAAUCCAUCCUGCAGUUCUUCGUGAAAGUAUUUCUUCGCCGCGUGGUUGCACCAUCCAGGCCCUCUUGACUCUGGAACGCGCAGGUAGUCGGGCGCACUAUGCGGACGCUAUCAUUGAUGGCACACAGCAUUUGAAGAAAGCAAAUAAAUAG
Penicillium macrosclerotiorum is the source of this 900-nucleotide messenger RNA. Its product is annotated as pyrroline-5-carboxylate reductase. Gene Ontology annotation, molecular function: pyrroline-5-carboxylate reductase activity. NCBI's taxonomy places the organism in Eukaryota, Fungi, Ascomycota, Eurotiomycetes, Eurotiales, Aspergillaceae. The transcript has 2 exons. Gene Ontology annotation, biological process: L-proline biosynthetic process. The record is from RefSeq and is a predicted model, not a curated record. The coding region runs from base 1 to 900 and encodes 299 amino acids.